Messenger RNA from Cyphellophora europaea CBS 101466, 1302 nucleotides. RefSeq lists its product as uncharacterized. Gene Ontology annotation, biological process: protein deglycosylation; protein quality control for misfolded or incompletely synthesized proteins; glycoprotein catabolic process. Gene Ontology annotation, molecular function: peptide-N4-(N-acetyl-beta-glucosaminyl)asparagine amidase activity. The record is from RefSeq and is a predicted model, not a curated record. Gene Ontology annotation, cellular component: cytosol; nucleus. NCBI's taxonomy places the organism in Eukaryota, Fungi, Ascomycota, Eurotiomycetes, Chaetothyriales, Cyphellophoraceae. The transcript has 2 exons. Bases 1 to 1302 code for a protein of 433 amino acids.
AUGGGAGACCAGCAUCGAUCGCUCGAUGAGCAGUUCGACUUCGACGCCAGCGAUCUUUCUGCGCAGUUCGAGCAACUGCUCCGCACGCGACGACUGAACGAACUCGAAGAACAAGCACGACCCUCCCGAUCCCAGUCUCCAAGAUCCAGUUAUAGAUCCUCUUCUCAGUCACAGCUGUCACAUCUAUCCCAACAGUCCUUCCAGUCACCCAGAAAUUCUCAAACACAACCUCCGCAAUACAAUGUAUACCGAAACCACCCCAUCAUUCCUCAACCGCCCUCAGAUCCCAGCGCCUUCAAGUUCAGAAACUUCCUCAUCACUAUGUCAGUCACACCAACCAAGUAUGAAAACCCGGGCUUGCUCGACGAGGCCCUUACCCAUGUUCCUAUCGACCGUAUCUAUCAGGAAGCGGACGAGGAGCACAACAUCAUGAAAGGCAUUGCUGCCUCGAUGGGCGAAGGCGCCAAAGAAGAAUGGAGCUAUCAGGAUUGUGUCAUUCGAAUGCUGCUUCGGUGGUUCAAGCGCUCCUUUUUUACGUUCGUCAACAACCCUCCGUGUUCCAGAUGCAACGGACCAACUAUGGCGAAUGGCUCAACCCCUCCAACCCCCGACGAGUCGGCCCGUGGUGCUUCCAGAGUAGAACUCUACCGAUGCCAGAAUGGUGGCUGCGGCGCAUACGAGAGAUUUCCCAGAUAUACCGAUGUUUGGGCUCUUCUUGAAACUCGCCGAGGUCGUGCCGGUGAAUUCGCCAACUGCUUCGCCAUGCUCUGCCGAGCGAUGGGCACUCGCGUUAGGUGGGUGUGGAACAGUGAAGACCACGUAUGGACCGAGGUCUACAGUGAACACCAGAGGAGAUGGGUUCACGUUGAUCCUUGCGAGGAGGCUUGGGACAACCCAAGAAUCUAUACUGAAGGCUGGGGUCGCAAGAUCGCCUAUUGCAUAGCAUUCUCAAUCGAUGGUGCCACCGAUGUCACUCGCCGUUAUGUCCGCAGUCCUUCUCAGCACGGUCUCGGCCGCACCAAGUGUCCCGAGGAGGUCCUGCUCUAUAUUAUCCACGAAAUUCGCAAGAUCCGCCGUGAGAACUUGGACAAGCCCGUCCGAACUCGCCUGAUGAAAGAAGACGAACGCGAAGAAAGGGAACUACGCAGUUUCGUUGCUCAAUCUAUCACCCAUGAGAUGAUCAACAGCCUGCCUGGAGCCGUCGCUGUACCCACUGGAGGGGAUGUUGUCAAAUCCAUUGAGGAACGCCAGCGCGAGAUCGAAGCUCAACAGAUGCUUUGGCGGGGUCAGGAUAGUCGGUGA